CGUUUGGUGUGGGGGGACAAAAUAAAUGUAUGCACGAUGGCGCACGCGCACAGACGGUUUGGGUUACGUGUAACACGGAUGUUGUGACAUCGCAUGUAGAACUACAAUGCUAUGGCUACACAAUAAUAAAUAACGUCUCACGGUUGUAGCCUAUGUUUUACCAUCCAUUGGAUUUACCUAUUGUCAAGUGCUCAGACGCACGUUUACUUUCGCUGUAGACAGGCUGUAUUCAAUUCUGCCGAUUAUGUUGCAAACCGUUUCUUAAAAGAAAGCAAACGGAACGAACGUGGAUUGACUUGCCUCAAUUUGUCCAAUAGAAACUCGUUUUAGUUGCAAAACGGAAUGCAACUGUUUGAACUAAUGAUUUCACCCCGGGCUUCAGACGAGUUAAUGAGACAGCUGCUACACGUGACGGUUAUAUGGUUGUAUAACGCAAUAAUAUUUAGGUCAACGCGAUUCUUGUUUGGCAAGUGCAUACUUACACUUGCAUAAAAGUCUCGUGCAGAUGUCUCGAAUAACAGGUGAGAAACAUAUGUUCGAAAGAGGGGGAAAAAGACCACUCGAAUGAGUUUACUUAUAUAUGGUAAUUUGUCAGGUUGGACACGGAUAUUUACACGAGAAAGCAGUGUUUUCACUCAGUUAUAGGGAGCCUGUGUAGUAGCCUAUAUAGACAAUCAUUUUUCCCUCAAAUAGAUGCAAAAUUACACUUUAGCCUAUCAUUUAGAGGAUAAAAUGAACGUUUCAUUCUUAAAUCAGGCUGAAAUAUGAGCUACACUAUAGCCUAUUGAUAAGGGACUCAUGCAGAAUACUCUUUAAUUAAAAUUGUAAUGAAAGUGAAAUCUUGGUGUUUCAUGAAUGGUUGUCCUACUUGCUAUAUAGCCCACGAAACGAUUGUGUGUGAAUGCAAUGAACAGAGUGUCCCCUUCACGGGUGGUUUGAGUGAAUGAAUGCGAGUGUAGUGGUGACUGGUGAUAGAGGGGAAGACAGAUUGACCUCUUCCGCGUUUUCCUGGAGUUGUGUCCUCAUUACCCAGGAGGCUACUUUAUCCUUGCACGUGUAGGUCUACGUUUGGAUGUCUACCCCCUCCCCGCCUUAGUACAGAGAGAGGGGACGAAAAAAUAAAGUUAAUUUAUACAACAAUCCCCCGCCUCUUCUCCCCAUCUCUCCUACAGUAGGCUACUUGUACCACAUUUAGGCUACCCUACCACUUCCUCAUGUUCUGCGGCGCCGGGUUGCUGCGGCUCCAGCCAUGUCCAAAGAGAAUUUAGCCGCCGUGGGCAAUGACUCGACCGCAGACAAACGAACAGGUCAGUAGAUCAGUGGAGCACACUCGAGGAAGUCCUGGGACGCGCUCGUGGAAGUUUAAUAAUUUUGAACAUAUUUGUGGCAUUCUACCAUGUAAUUUCGCAGGACCCUUGCAGUUAGGAGAAACCAAUAGCCUUCCUGUUUCUCGGCCUGACGUCAUAACGCCCCACCUGGCAGGAGCCAUGCAUGAUGUCAUAACCCCCCACAAGGCAGGAGCCAUGCCAAUCCAAGAGCUGUCUAGGAAACGGAAGGGGGAUAUAGACAACAGGGAAAAUGGUGAUGCUGAAAUGGAGGAGCAACAGAGCAGAUCGGAAGACGAUGAUCAACAGGUGACAAUAAAAUGCUUCAGGGAGCCACACAGCCAAAUUGAAAAGCGGCGGAGGGACAAAAUGAACAUCCUUAUUGACGAGCUGUCAGCCAUGAUCCCCUCCUGGAACCCCAUGGCCAAAAAGCUUGACAAACUCACGGUUCUGCAAAUGGCUGUGCAGCAUCUCAAAGCCCUGAAAGGUGCCAGCAGUUCCUUUACUGACGUUAACUACAAACGCAAGCCUUCGUUUCUGCCUCAGGAUGAUCUCAAGCACCUGGUGCUCACGGCUGCAGAUGGGUUCCUGUUCGUGGUGAGUUGUGACAGGGGGAAGAUCCUCUUUACCUCAGAAUCCGUCUUGAAGUUCCUCAACUACAGUCGGUUGGAACUAAUUGGACAGAGUCUUUUUGAUUAUGUCCACCCGAAGGACAUUAGUAAAGUGAAAGAGCAGCUGUCAGCCUCAGGAUUAUACCCUCGUGAACGGCUCAUAGAUGCCAAAACAGGGUUACAGGUGCAGGACCUUCCUGUGGGAGCAGUUCAUCUGUGUACAGGGGCACGGCGCUCCUUCUUCUGCCGCAUGAAGCACAGCAGAACAGUUAUGAAGACAGAAGACAAAACCAUCCAGCCCAGCAGCCCCAAGAAAAAGGAGUCUCAGCGAUACUGCACUGUCCAUUGCACUGGUUACAUGCGGAGUUGGCCCUCCACCCAGCUGGAUGCUGAGAGCGACGAUAACGAGUCCUCCCAUCUGUCCUGCCUGGUCGCUGUGUGCCGCGUUCACCCUAACGAUGCCUGUCAGCCCUCACGAGAGGUCAAGGUCAAACCCACCCAGUUUGUCACUCGCUUUGCAAUUGACGGCAAGUUCACCUUCGUGGACCAACGAGCCACCACUGUUCUGGGCUACUUGCCACAGGAACUACUGGGGACGUCUUGUUACGAGUACUUCCACCAGGACGACCUGCAACACCUCGCAGAGACACAUUCUCCGCAGUAAAGAGAAGAUUGAGACCAGCUGCUACAAGUUCAAAACAAAACAUGGCUCCUUCGUCAAGCUUCAAAGUCAGUGGUUUAGUUUUAUAAACCCAUGGACCAAAGAAAUUGAGUUUAUUGUGUCAACAAACCGAGUUUUGGGACCCGGUCACACAGAAGCUGAACAGCCGAGCAGCUCCAAGCUGUUGGACGAAGAGAGCAAGCGUACUAUCCUUAUCCCUGGCAUCUCCAGUGGCAUGGCCACUAUGAUCUACGCUGGCAGCAUAGGGACCCAGAUAGCAAACGAGCUCUUGGACUCCAACAGGGUCAAUUGUUCUCCAUCCAGUGGAACCUCCAGUCCCUUCUGUCCACCUCAGGACAGGUCUCCAAUGGUCUCCUCUCAUGCCAACAUGCCAAAUGAGGAGGUGACUGACUCAGAUACAGUGAGCAAGCCUAGAUUACAGUCUGCUUCAAAGGGGGCCACAUACGCUGGCAGCAACACACAUAUGGACACAGCCCGUUCUCCCCCAGGAGAGAGCUCCCAGAUGGACCUGGACAGCAUGGUGGGACCAGGCCUCGGUAUCCUGAGCAAUGAUGAGGCUGCCAUGGCCGUCAUCAUGAGCCUGCUGGAGACUGAUGCCAACCUGGGGGACGCAGUAGACUUUGACAACAUGCACUGGUCUCACUAGUAGAGAUUCAAAUGCCAUGAAUUCAGGAAAAUAAUUUAGAUUCCAAUUCAAGAAUUGAAAAAUMAUAUUUAUUCUUAUCUACAUUACUUCAUUUAUUUAUUUAAGCAUUUUCAAAGAGGAUUUCAUUCAAUUCAUGAAUUGGGAUUUCAAUUCAUGAAUUGGGAUUUCAAUUCACUUCCAGAAUUGAAAUGGAAUUGACCCCCAACUCCAUCAGUCCUAAACUCUGUAGUUUAUGGUUAGACGAACUCCAUCCAGGGACUAUUUUCAUGUGCUCCGCUACCAAGGAAACAGAUGUAUGUGCUUCUGAGGGACUUCUACAGCUCUCUGUUUAAGUUUCAGCAAGAGAAGUCUAGCCUGCGCUAAAACCAGCAAACUCUUUGGUGGCUUACACAGCUGGUUCAAUUGGUGGGGAUUUUUUUGAUCAAUGUUUCAAUGUAACUGAAUGUGUACUAAAACCACCCGAGUUUGCCUAUAUCUGGGGGGUCACGGAUCGAUAGCAGUUCGGUACUCUUAGGGUUCCCGCCGGUGUGAAAGUGAUCAACUCAAAUUCCKAGGUAGUGGACYGAGGCAUAGGUUAAUCAAUUGCAAAGUAUAUUAACACUGAUCACUUGUGUGAAUAACUUGAAAUGAAAACAUUACAAACGUGUCUUCACUCAAAUUGUCAUUGUCUGUUAUUACAAAGUGAAAUUGUAUAUUGUUCUGUCUUUUUGCUCUUGCAUUGUAGGCUUCUGUGUAGGUGUCUAUUGUAAAGACAGCAGCAUUCCUUUUUCUGAAGUCACUCAAGAGGUAGAGCUGAUUCUCAUGAAAUGAUUUCAUUUACACUGAAACYGAACACCCUGAAGAUGCACCUGCAGGGAUGUAAUGGAGMCUAAACGCACAGAAACACUUUUUUAGUUUGUGAAAAGCAUUUACACAUUUAUUCCGCAGCGUUGGCGUUGUUAGCAAUAGCGUGUGCGUUGCCUAUCCUAGAGGAACACAAUGGAAAUAAGCUCUCAGGCUUUAWWYUGUUUUGUCCUCAAUGGUUUUAAAUAUCUGUUCUUCAACUUUUUAAUGAUCAAAUAAAAUACUCACUGCCCGUCAUCACAACCAGCGUUCAGCGCUUACCCACUUUAAUCCUUUACCACUACAUCCCUGUGCAUCUGCCUUAUACAAACACAUCCUAGUUGGUUUGAAAUGUGGAGGUGUGAAACUAAUCCAGACAAGGAAAAUAAUGCUUGCAAACAACCUUUUGAUCCUCGUUUCAGCAAACUAUUGUGAAAGCCUCUUUAGUCCCAGAACCAAUCUCAAUACGGUGUCMGCUUUUYCUCUGAACAGAGCAUUACUUUCUCUCUGUGUGAAGUUUGCACACCUUCCAAAUARMUCAAAUCCAAGUGCUUGAAAGUAAGUGAAGUCUGUGUUGCUGGAAUUCAAUCUAAAUGCACUGUACAUUUUGUUCUGCAAUUUUGGUUGCAGAACAAAAUGAGGGACAAAAGGGAGAAAUAUCAGUGAAUCCGUAAUGACUUGAAUUGUAAUGCCUGUGUGCACUCCUGCAGUGUUGAUUAUUAUGACACUUUUUGGGUGAGGGAAGAUCAUGGCUUCAUGUGCAAAGAAUCAAGUAAUCUGGCACAGAAAAGCAAAUUAAUUAACUGCAUGUCAAACUUUGAUAUUCUUUGGCUCUGACCAAUGCAUCCAUGCAAUGCAAAUAAACAUU
Molecule: messenger RNA, 4954 nt
Organism: Salvelinus sp. IW2-2015
Lineage: Eukaryota; Metazoa; Chordata; Actinopteri; Salmoniformes; Salmonidae
Source: RefSeq, a predicted model, not a curated record